Populus nigra (black poplar) is the source of this 1076-nucleotide messenger RNA. RefSeq names its product photosystem I chlorophyll a/b-binding protein 6, chloroplastic. The record is from RefSeq and is a predicted model, not a curated record. NCBI's taxonomy places the organism in Eukaryota, Viridiplantae, Streptophyta, Magnoliopsida, Malpighiales, Salicaceae. Gene Ontology annotation, biological process: photosynthesis, light harvesting in photosystem I; response to light stimulus. The transcript has 5 exons. Gene Ontology annotation, cellular component: membrane. The coding region runs from base 106 to 891 and encodes 261 amino acids.
UCCAUGUAUCUUUACAGGAUGGAUAAGCUGAGGUAGCCUGCUUAAAUCAAGAGACAGUCAGCUCCCAGCUGCACUACAGCUCUGGAUUGGUCUGGUCGGUCAUCCAUGGCUCUGAACUUUGCCUCUUCUUCAUUGUCAAGCCUUCCAACCAGGACAAGGGAUAAACCUCAAAAAUCCUUGCUGGGGAAAAUUGAAAAAUGCCAGGCAGUGAAAGUCAGAGUAAAUGCAACAAAAGGGGUUUCAAGUGUAUGUGAACCGCUCCCUCCGGAUAGGCCAUUGUGGUUCCCUGGUAGCUCACCACCUGAAUGGCUUGACGGAAGCCUUCCUGGAGAUUUCGGCUUCGACCCGCUUGGAUUAGGGUCUGAUCCAGAGUUGCUUAAAUGGUUCGCACAAGCUGAGCUAAUACAUGGCAGGUGGGCAAUGCUAGCCGCAGCAGGAAUUCUCAUCCCAGAAUGGCUAGAAAGACUAGGCUUUAUUGAUAAUUUCAAUUGGUUUGAUGCUGGCACUCGAGAAUACUUUGCAGAUCCUACAACCUUGUUUGUAGUGCAGUUAAUCCUGAUGGGCUGGGUUGAGGGAAGAAGAUGGGCUGAUAUGAUUAAGCCAGGGUGUGUUGACAUAGAUCCUAAAUUACCACACAAAACGAAACCGAAGCCAGAUAUUGGCUACCCCGGUGGCUUAUGGUUUGAUCCCUGGAAUUGGGGUAGAGGGUCACCGGAACCUGUAAUGGCAAUAAGGACUAAAGAGAUAAAGAACGGGCGUCUUGCUAUGCUAGCAUUUGUUGGUUUUUGGUUCCAGGCCAUUUACACUGGAGAAGGCCCUAUUGAUAAUUUGAUGGCUCACAUUGCAGAUCCUGGUCACUGCAACAUAUUUUCUGCUUUCACAUCUCACUAAAUGCAAGGGCAAGCUAGUUGAGCAAAGAAACUUUCCGAUGCAGUUGAACAGAAAGCCAGGAUUGGUAAUGAGAGUUGUGUAUGCAAAGAGUUUAGUUAUUUCUUGAGCUUGUAUCGUGUUUCGAUCUUUCAUUUUGCAAGUAUUCAAGCUGAUUUAAUGACAUGACAAGUAAUGUGCUUGGGCAA